GUCACCUUCAGUCUCAGAAAACACAAGAUUCUCUUUCUCAAAUUCUCACCAUCAAUUCCUCACUCUACACUAUGAUCAUUUUAACAUAACUAAUAACUUAAAGGUGGUGUCAUCAUCAUCACCACACUCUCACCCUACCCAACUUUUCUUAACCUUCUUUCACUCUGAUGCAACCUUACAUUAAUCCAAUUUCAAUUAUUCAAAGACAAACCCAACCACUUCCCAUCUUUCUCUCUUCUUUUCUGUGCAGUUGAGAAGAAAAAUAUGCUCCAAUCCAACAAGCAAAGAAGUUUCUUCUUUAUCCUUUUUCUCUGACCCUUUUGUUCUCUCUACUUCAUACUUCAUGAUGAGUUUCUGUUCUGAUCACACCAAGGGUGUUGUUUCCAAUGCACAUGUUUCCUCUGCAGCUGGAAAUGACUCUUCUGAGAACAAAAGCCUCAAACUCGUAUCCUUUUUGAGAAAAACCAUGUGGAACUUUGCCUUGGCAUGUGUUGGUGUUGGUCCUUGUGGUGGCAACAACGACAAUAACAGUCAAAGGAAGACAACAUCGGAGCAUAACAAGGCGUGGUUGCUGGCGGAGUCUGGAGCAGAAUUGACUAGUGCUGACCCUCAAUCGCAUCAUUCCUCUUUCAGGUUCAGCUUCUGCUCUCAGGUUGAGGUUGAGUCCUUCAACAUGAGCUCUUCUGCUUCUGCUGCUGCCGCUGCAACCUUUUUGAUGGUAAAUUUGGAAUGUGAAUCUCAAGUUAAGGAGAUGAAAUGGAGAAUACAUUCACUGGAGAAAAGCAUGUCUCCAGUCUUCAACCCUCUGAUCAGGUUCAGCUAUGAUGAAAUUCUCUCAGCUACUCACAAUUUCUCCAAAGGGAGAGUGUUGGGGAGAGGUGCCUUGAGCUGUGUUUAUAGAGGAAGAGUUGGGUUUUGGAGAACUGCUGUUGCUAUUAAAAGGUUGGACAAGGAAGACCAAGAGUGUGCCAAGGCGUUUUGCAGAGAAUUGAUGAUUGCUAGUUCUCUUCAUAACACAAAUGUUGUUCCUCUUGUGGGGUUUUGUAUUGACUCAGAAGAGGGUUUGUUUUUGGUAUACAAGUAUGUGUCUGGGGGCAGCUUAGAGCAUCACUUGCAUGGGAGGAAGAAAAGUGUGAAGGGUAGUUCACCACUUCCAUGGUCUGUGAGAUACCAAGUUGCAAUUGGGAUUGCAGAAGCUGUGGCUUAUCUGCAUAAUGGAACAGAAAGAUGUGUUGUUCAUAGAGACAUUAAGCCUUCAAACAUUCUGCUCUCCUCUAAGAAGAUUCCCAAGUUAUGUGACUUUGGAUUAGCUACAUGGACUUCUGCCCCAUCAGUUCCUUUUCUUUGCAAAACAGUGAAAGGAACAUUUGGUUAUUUGGCUCCUGAGUAUUUCCAACAUGGGAAAGUGUCAGACAAGACUGAUGUUUAUGCUUUGGGAGUUGUUUUAUUGGAACUCUUAACUGGCCGCAAGCCAAUUGAAGCAAAAAGACCCCCUGGAGAGGAAAACUUGGUAGUAUGGGCUAAACCUUUGCUCAGGAAAGGGAAAGGAGCGAUUGAAGAAUUGCUUGAUCCUCAAGUCAAGAACAAUACAAGUUACACAGAUCAAAUGGGUCGGAUGGUUGAUGCAGCAGCUGCUUGUGUUACAAAUGAAGAAUCUAGGAGGCCAAGCAUAGGUGAAAUUGUUGCAAUACUGAAAGGUGAAGUUGAACCUGUGCUGUCUAGAAGAAGGAAAUCUGGUUAUCUUGGUAAUGGGUUUGUGAUUGAUUAUUACCCUCAGUUACAUCAAACAAACAAUGAGAUGAAAAGUCACUUGGCCUUGGCAAUGCUAGGAGUUCCAGAGUGUGAGGAUGAUGAUUUUCUCUACGGUCGUUGAGAAUUGUUUUUUCCAUGAUUCUCACCAUAGUUCAGGGUUUAGAUGUCAAUGUUUUCAUGUUGUUAGCAGAAACAGAAGUUCAGAGGAACAUUGCUUGUUUGUACAUUUCUUCCCUUACCCCAAGGAGUAAAGUGUAAUAUAUUUUCUUGAGUAUACAAAUA
This is a messenger RNA of Vigna unguiculata (cowpea), 2034 nucleotides long. Its product is annotated as putative serine/threonine-protein kinase PBL7. The record is from RefSeq and is a predicted model, not a curated record. Gene Ontology annotation, molecular function: protein kinase activity; ATP binding. NCBI's taxonomy places the organism in Eukaryota, Viridiplantae, Streptophyta, Magnoliopsida, Fabales, Fabaceae. Gene Ontology annotation, biological process: protein phosphorylation.